Molecule: messenger RNA, 1137 nt
Organism: Anguilla anguilla (European eel)
Lineage: Eukaryota; Metazoa; Chordata; Actinopteri; Anguilliformes; Anguillidae
Product: myelin-associated glycoprotein-like
Exons: 5
Coding region: 34-1137 (367 amino acids)
Source: RefSeq, a predicted model, not a curated record
CCCAGUGCCUCUGCCCCUCACUAAUACUGAGACAUGAUUGGAGCAGAAAGAUUCAUCCUCAUUGGCUGUCUGCUGCAAGGAGCUCUGGGCAGGGAUUGGGCAGUCUGGAUGCCUCAGAGAAUAGAAGCUCUGAAUGGAUCCUGUGUGCUGAUUCCCUGCAGAUUUGAUAUACACCCUAAUUUUGACAAUGAUCUGACAGCUGAGGCUAAAGGACUAUGGAGAAAAGGAGACAAAGAUGGUAAAGAAGUGUUUGAUUCCAGUAGAACUGGGACAGCAGCUGAACAGAACACAAUUAAAGGAACAUUAAUUGGACAACUGCUGAUGAAGAACUGCACCACAAUUCUGGAUGGCUUCCCUUCGUCUUACAAUGAUGAUUAUUUCUUCAGAUUGGAAGGCUCAAAUGGACUAAAGUUCACUUUUCCUAAUGGUGUCAAAAUUAAUGCACAAGACUCUCCACCCAAACCCAAGUUAACCUCAGAGAGGCUGGAGGUGAUGGAGGGGACUUCUGUGAGUUUGAGCUGCUCUGCUGCAGCCCCCUGUCCCAAACUCCCCCCAAAUCUGACAUGGACCCCCAGGCUGAAUGACAGUGUGGGUCAACUGCAAGAGAAUGUGUCUGUGUCUUCUGUUCUGACCUUCACUGCUUCCCACCUCCACCAUGGGCAGAACAUCACCUGCAGGGCACUUUACACUCUGCAACAUGGAAACAUUCAGAAGAUGUCUGAGGCCAAUCUGACUCUCCGAGUUCUAUACAUGCCUCAGAUCUCUGGCUCUGGGAGCUGCAGCAGAACUGCAGCAGAGAUCAGCUGCUCCUGUGAGAGCCGUGGGAAUCCCUCUCCCAGCAUGGAGUGGCGUGUGUCUGGACUGCGGGUCACUAACUCUACUGACAAAGUCGUCAGGGAGGAGCAGCUGGGGAACACAGGCCUGAGGAGCUCCCUCACCAUGCGCCAAUCACAGGGAGACACGCCCACUCUCUUCUGCGUCAGCACCAACAGUCUCGGCUCCACCAGCCUCCAGCUCCACCUCCUGUCUCCACAGCAACACUCAGGUUUUGGCAUUGCCUCACUGCUGAUUGCUGCAGCUGCCGUUGCUGGUGCCACGAUCAUGAUAUGCCUCAUAACGCAGCUCAUUCUAAAGUAA